AUAACGCUGCGAAUUGGAGUCGUCGCGGCCUGCACCCGCUGCACGGAGGCUUGGCGCGGCGCGUCUGUGCUGACGGCGCGAAGCUCAAGCGCCGGGGCCAGGCAUCGACCCGUAGCAGACCUCUUCUUCUUAAGCUCUCGACCGCUGACCGUUGCAGUUCAAACUCGCGAGACGCGCCAGACUAUCCGAAGCUUCGGAACAGCUCUGGAGCUUAAGGGCUCCAGGGCUUAAUCAGACGCGCUCGGCUCCCGCUGCUCUAUUUAUUCAGCUCUUAUCGUGAUUAGUCGCUUCCGGAGCUGAGUACUCCCACAAGAUGUGGGUUGACUGGAGCUUAAUAGCGCUUAAUCAUCUUCUCAAGAUUUAGAGGCAGGUUUGGAGGUGGAGGAGAAAUCGUACAGUAGGAUGUGUUUUGUUACUGGAGUGCACACGCGUGAAAUCCAAAGAUGUCCGGAAUUGCAUCAGCAGGCGUGGACAGCAGUUCGUCGAACUGUCUGUGAUGGAUAAUGACAUGCUCGUGGAAGGAGAUUCUCUAAGGGCAGCAACUGGUGUAGCAGAUAGAUCGUGCGUAAGGAAUUUCAUAUUUGGAACUCACAAUUCGGGCUUUGUGGCCAUAGAUUGGUAGUGUCGAGGUUCCCAAUCUGGCGAGGGCGGAACCGAGUUCGUCCUCACUGACAGCAUUGACGCGGCGUCGUCUGAAGUGGUCGAUUCUUCGAUGGGGCAGCUUGCAAGGUACUCGCCGUGGCGCGUCCUCUUCAUUCUGCUCGCAGCUCUCAUCGUAUUUCUCGUCUUCCUAACUUCCGGGGGUUCCACCAAACCCAAGCGAACAGCGCUGGAGCUAGCGGCCAGCACCAAAGCGGACAACAGCUCCGAGCAAUCCGUGUGCUUGAUCUUGGCUCCUUCCCCGAAUCUCACCCAAUUCGUCGACGCUCUUCCGAUCAUUCCCAUCAUCAACGUGUCGACGGGAGAAAAAAUUGUCAUGAAGGCCUUCACUAUCCACCAGAAGCUGCACAGGGAUCUUCCGCCGACGAGACUAUACGGAUUCGGGACGAGCGAGAGCAACGCCCAGUACCCGGGGCCGGCACUGCAGGCGACGAGGAAUGUGCGCAGUCGUAUCAGAUGGGAGAAUCACAUCGCCGACGAGCAGCACUUUUUGGCACUGGACAAGACCAUACUGGCUGCGCUACCACGUAGAGGUGGGGUGCCCAUAGUCACGCACCUACACGGCAUGGAACUGGAGCCCAAGUACGACGGGCACCCGGAGGCCUGGUUCACCAAGUAUGGCGAGACGGGGCCUCGAUACGUAACCCAGGACUACGAGUACCUCAACACGGUACUCCCUUCGAUGCUGUGGUACCACGACCACAGCAUCGGGAUCACUCGGUUGAACUUGGCCGCCGGGCUCGCCGGUCCCUACGUGGUUCGGGGCUCCAAGCACGAGGAGCCGACGUCGCUGCCCAAGGGAGAUCAGGAAAUAUUCCUCUUCAUUCAGGACAAGCAGCUCUUCGCCAACGGGUCGAUCAACUUCCCCUCGGUCGGCGACGACGUGACGAUGCACCCGGUUUGGUGCCCGGGCUACUACGGGGACACCAUGGUCGUGAAUGGUAAGGUCUGGCCAUACCACGAAGUGUUCCCGUUCAAGUACCGGCUCAGGAUCCUGAACGGCGCCAGCGAGCGCUUCCUCGACUUGCAAAUCAACCACGGCAACAAGACGCUGCCCUUCCAUAAGAUAGGCACAGACGGCGGCUACCUGCGGAGCUCCGUCCGGCUGAACCACCUGGUCCUCUCACCCGGUGAGCGCAUCGACUGCGUCGUCGACUUCACGGGCCUGAAAGCCGGCGAUCGAGUCCUGCUCAACAACACCGGCAACGUGGCGUACCCCGGCGGGCCCCCGCUGGACGCCGGUGACAAGAUGCGGGCAGUCCUGGAGUUCCGGAUCGUGGCGAACUCCACCGCCGACAGGAGCCGGAUUCCUAAGAACUUGAGCGACUACUCGCCGCCCGUGGUUCCGGCGGCGAACCGGACGCGGUUCAGGCACUUCAUCCUCACGGAGACCAUCAACAACGCCGGGAACGGGACGGAGCUGCUCCUCGCCAACCGCAGCUUUCAAGACCCGGUGACGGAGAUCUCGCACCUGGGAGCGACGGAGAUCUGGCAGUUUAUCAGCCUGACGCCAAGCGUGGCACAUCCCAUCCAUCUCCACCUGGUGAAGUUCCACGUGCUGGACGUGCAGCCGAUGGACACCGGCUCGUACCUGAACUCGACCUGCUCGCUGAUAUACGACUACGGGCAGCCCGGGAGCUGCUUCUUGGGCCCGUCGCGGCCACCGGACCCUCAGGAGAUCGGCUGGAAAGACAUCGCCUCGGCCUGGCCCGGCAACGUCACUCGCAUCCUCGUCACCUUCCGCUCGCAGGACGGCUCCGCCUUCGGGUUCGAUCCCACCGGCGAGCCCGGUUUCCUGUGGCACUGCCACCUGCUCAGUCACGAGGACAACUCCAUGAUGCGGCCCAUGAAUGUCGUCUACUGAUGAGCGAGCAGUAAAUUCGAUUCUGCUCUCGCGCAGGCGCCAGGCCCAGCCCUCGUCUGGAACGACUCGUCGACGCAUUCGAGAGUCGAAUCCAGCGGCGAUGCCUCCGAUGGUAUGGAUCCGUGGGCACUGUCCGAAUUGUUAGCGUAUGCAGCUGCAACGAAAAUGCUCUCGUAUUGGCUCAUUGCGUGCACUCGGAGAUUUAGAGCUUGUUAGAAAAGUGUGGCAGCGACAUCCUGAACUAGGAGCUCGCGGGCUGACUGCGGAUGCUUGGCAGCAGUCGCUGGUCACCUGGAUGCAUGAUCUCAGACCAGUGUUAUACAGUAUAAUAAGUUAGAGCUACACAUGAAGCAAGCUUCUGAGCUGCAGGCAGAAUAUCGGGCACACUGCUGCUAAUUGACUCCCGGACUUAAUUACAGGCUUAUGGCUAUAAUGUCCACAGCUGGUUUUCGAUGACCUCGUGUGCCUCAGCGUUGAUCCAGAGAUGAAUUUUGUUGAACAGCCUCGGUGAUGGGAUUAAAUUUCCUGGACGCCAGAGGUUUAUCGUCGAAAGCUCUACUCUAUAGUCACCAUAUACAACAACUCAUUGACUGGCAUGUGAAAACUCUAAUGGCACUGCAGUAGAAUGUUAGAUAGAUCUCGGAGUGUCGCACCUCAAAAAAUCCUUAGCUAUUGUAUAUAUGGGAAGACAUGCUGCUUAACGCAUCAACAGCAUUCUUAUUCCUCGGCACUGUAACUUGCUAUACAGAUAUUGCUUCGCAGUAGUACAUUAUGAAAAAUCAGUUUUCUGCACGG
Molecule: messenger RNA, 3319 nt
Organism: Marchantia polymorpha subsp. ruderalis
Lineage: Eukaryota; Viridiplantae; Streptophyta; Marchantiopsida; Marchantiales; Marchantiaceae
Source: the annotation of a GenBank genome assembly